GAUUUGCCUCCCGAGAAUUUUUGCAACUUCUCUCCACAAAUGCUUGAAAGGUAGAAUCGCAAUUUCUAGUUAUUAGACAACCAAACGCUCCCUUGUCCGUGAGGUAUUCUGAUGGUGAUUUAUGACGCCAUGCCUACGAAUCUUCGCCAAAAACGCAACUAAAUCUUCAUUCAAUCAACAGAAAACAUCCCCAAAUUCCAGCCAAAAGAAUGGAACUAGCAUCCUUGAUUCCGACCUCAAAAUUCUCCAUAGGAAAUCUAAGAACUCAAACUAGAACCCAAAUCAUCACUUCAUCAGCCAUCCCAAGAUCCCAACAUUCACGUCUGUACUCACUACCUAAUUCCGACAGCAUUGAAGCCAGGACGCCAAGCAUGUCCGAGAUAUUGGAGACCUCAAGGGCUCAGAAACUAGACCUUGAGCUGCAAACUCUAGGACCCUUUUUCAGAAUCACAGCCAAAAGCUUGGAAACCAAAAAUGAGAUUGGGAGAGCCGAAGGAAUCAUUAGGGUGUGGCUGGGAGGGACAAUUCUUCACUUGGACUCCAUUAGAUUGCAGAGAGAGGCACUUGGAAUGGAAAAAUCAAUCUUCGGCAUUGGUUUGUUCAUUGGAGGCGUCGCCGUUCGGUACGGCUAUGAUUGUGGUUGCAGGACGGCUGAGCUUAUGGCAAUCAAUGAUUCUGAUCUCUACCAUCAAAAGUUGUCACGUUUGGUUUCGCAGCUUGUUAGGUUCUACAAAAGGAUUGGUUUCAAGGUGGUGCAUGAAGUAACUGGGUCAACAUUUGGUGACCUUCCGCACAUGUUGGUCUGGGGUGGUGUUGGGACACGAAUGGUUGCUGAUAUCGAAGAGCUUAUGGUAAAAUGGUGCACCAGGUUCAAGUCUCGAGAGUGAUCCGACCAUAUUCCAUUACAACACAAAUUUGCGGAGCAUUGUAGACUUGAAUUUAGAACAAGACCACGGAAUUUCAAUUUUUAGGCUUUAAAACAAGAGCCAAACCAAAUCUAGGUCCGGAGGCCGCUACGACAUCAUAUUCACCGGAGAUUGAUAAACAUGCAUUAUCAUGGAUAUCAUGAUGCAGGAGAGCCUUAAGUAUCCCGCGGUUAUUAAAUCUGGCCUUCACAGCCGUCCGAUCAUCCUCGCCUCCCCAUGAUCCGCCAAUUGUUGAUCUCCCUCAUCCUGUUCUGAGAUUUAGAGUCAUCUUUACUCCUGCAGAAAUGUUCUUGGCUUCAUCCAGAUAAUGAACAUAUGAUGCCUCUAGCCAGUCACCCUUGUUGUAGGUAUUAAACCUUUCUUUGGUACAACUUAACCUGUAAAAAGAAAUUUAAAAGGAUAUGAUAAUGGUGCCUAUAGCCGCAUAGGGAAAGUGUUUGU
Morus notabilis is the source of this 1367-nucleotide messenger RNA. RefSeq lists its product as uncharacterized. Bases 210 to 887 code for a protein of 225 amino acids. The transcript is spliced from 3 exons. NCBI's taxonomy places the organism in Eukaryota, Viridiplantae, Streptophyta, Magnoliopsida, Rosales, Moraceae. The record is from RefSeq and is a predicted model, not a curated record.